Messenger RNA from Colletotrichum phormii, 1065 nucleotides. RefSeq lists its product as uncharacterized. Lineage: Eukaryota; Fungi; Ascomycota; Sordariomycetes; Glomerellales; Glomerellaceae. The coding region runs from base 1 to 1065 and encodes 354 amino acids. The record is from RefSeq and is a predicted model, not a curated record. The transcript is spliced from 3 exons.
AUGAGGCAUAGUCUACUCUUCGCCGUGGCAACUCUAACAUCAAUCGCUCAGGUGCGUUCACUCAACACACCGCGGGAUAUCUUCGUCGAGGGUGGUGAUGAAUCGGGGUUGACGAGAAAGCAGGGCGCGGCUGUCGACAAGAGACAAAACAUCAACAUCGAUGGAAGUGGAAACGUCAACGUAGAGGGCGCCAAUGCGGGCUCGGUUGAAGUGAAGACGGUGGCCCUUGGAAAUGCUGGAUCGCUGAACAAAGGAGCGAACGGGGGAGGAUCGGGACAGGGCAACCUCAUCGCCGGCAUCUUGGACGCUCUCAACGGUGGCAGCAGAAACAACCAGGGCAACCGCAACAAUCCGAAUAACGCUUGUCCUCCAGCUCCUCCAGCUCCUCCAGCUCCUCCGGCUCCGCCGCCAGUCACUGUUACGAAGACGAUCUACCAGAAUGCCUCAGUACUUGCGCCGUUGACGGUUUUCGUUACGCAGGCUCCCCCGCCUCCGCAGAUCAUCACGCAGCUGGUCACGCAAACGCCGCCCGCUGCAGCGCCGCCUCCGGCAGCUCCUCCUGCCCAGCCUCCUGCGGCCCAACCUGCUGCUCCCGCUCCCGCAGCCCCAGCAGCCCCCGCGGCACCGCCAGCCGCUCCUGCGGCAUCGAAAGCGCCUCUAGUCAUUCCGGGACCUCCUCCUCCGGAUCCUUUCGCGGGCUUGAAAUCGAACCCGCCCCCUGCGGCGGCUCCUGCGGCGGCUCCUGCGGCUACCCCGCCUCCCGCAGCAGCUCAACCUGCUCCGGCUCCCGCUGCCCCUCAACCGGCCCCUCAGCCCCCUGCUGCCCCCCUCGUAGGCAACGCGCCCGCCGUCAGCAACCCGUCCGCCUCCGUCAACCUGGGUGGCCUUCCCGGCAACGGUGCUGCCAACCAGCCCGCUGCAGCGACGCCCAUCGCCCCGAUCGCCGCGAACCCCGCUCAACCCCAGGUCGCCGUCAGCGGUCUCGCAUUGACAAAGUCUCUCCAGCUCGGCAAUCUCUUGCAGGCGACUGCCCAGCUCCAGGCCCGCGCGACGCCCCCAGCUUGA